This is a messenger RNA of Anoplophora glabripennis (Asian longhorned beetle), 480 nucleotides long. RefSeq lists its product as uncharacterized. NCBI's taxonomy places the organism in Eukaryota, Metazoa, Arthropoda, Insecta, Coleoptera, Cerambycidae. The record is from RefSeq and is a predicted model, not a curated record. The annotation marks the transcript as partial. The transcript has 3 exons.
AACCAUUCAUUUCAACAUCUUUCUCCUAAAGUGUAAGAGGCAUUCAAAAUAUGUUUCUCUUAAAAGGUAGCCUGUGUACUGGUAACAACUUCAGAAAAGUUGGACUAAUUCAGUCAUGUAUAAACUUGGCUAUUCAGAUAUUAUGUUUGGCAAUCCUCUUCAAAGUCGUUAUAGAAGCAUCUCCAGGCAAAAGAGGUUACUACGUUCAUGGACAUAAAAUUAAUAAAACUAAGGAAAAACCUAUCACACAUAUAUUAAUAGAUAUAAUGUUUUUCAUAGUAAUAGACAUUAUUGCUUAUUUGUGGCUAAUAUUUGGCCUUAUUAAGAGGAAGCAAAUAAUUUUAACAGGAUGGUUACUAUUCUCUGUUAUGGAGCUGGUUGUUCUACAAAUCUCAUCCUUUUACUUUGCUGUAUAUAUAACGAUUACUAGUCACUCUGGAGCUAGCGUUCUUGGCCUCAUUAUACCAAUACUGGUUACAU